CCACGCCCAACCGACAAGAUGGUCCGCUACGCAGCCACCCACAUCGACAACGCAAAGUCCGCCCGGGCUCGCGGCAGCUAUCUUCGCGUCUCAUUCAAGAACACCCGCGAGACCGCUCAAGCCAUCAAUGGAUGGAAGCUGGAGCGUGCUUUGGCCUACCUCGGCAACGUCUUGGAGAAGAAGGAGGCCGUUCCCAUGAGGCGGUACGCUGGCAGCACUGGCCGUUGUGCACAGGGCAAGCAGUUCGGUGUCUCCAAGGCUCGCUGGCCCGUCAAGUCCGCCGAAUUCCUGCUCGGUCUCCUCAAGAACGCUGAGGCCAAUGCCGACACCAAGGGCCUCGACACCAGCAACUUGAUCGUCAAGCACAUCCAGGUCAACCAGGCCCCCAAGCAGCGGAGGCGCACAUACCGUGCUCACGGCCGUAUCAACCCCUACAUGUCGAACCCGUGCCACAUCGAGCUGAUCCUCGCUGAGGGUGAGGAGGUUGUCAAGAAGGAGCAGGCUGUUGAGGCUGUCCGCCUGAGCUCGAGGCAGCGUGGUGCCCGCGCUCGCCGUGCCAUCACCGCUGCAUAGAGGGGGAAAGAGAAGGGGAUGGGUUGAGCGUGGAAGAGUGGAUCUGGCUCCGGUGCUGGCUCAGGAUCUGCAACAGCGACGGCGUGGAGUCGACGAGCGAAUGAAUCGGGAGGCUUUUUAUACUGGGGCAUGAUUUAGGGCUUCAUUUUCCCGGUGUCUGGUCGAAAAAUUCAAUGAGGUUAAGGCCUGCUUCCAUGGCUGUUCGGACAAGUGACCCUCUGCGCUUGGAUGUCAUGACCCGCACCGAGUUCCAACUACAAUUGCCCGUUGGAGGCGGCACCCAUGCUUUCGCAUGUAUUUUGGUUCAAUAUCCAAGCUAAUGGCUCGUGAGCAUCAAUGACGACUUUCCCUGACAUUUCCC
Messenger RNA from Westerdykella ornata, 934 nucleotides. Its product is annotated as 60S ribosomal protein L17. The coding region runs from base 19 to 573 and encodes 184 amino acids. The record is from RefSeq and is a predicted model, not a curated record. NCBI's taxonomy places the organism in Eukaryota, Fungi, Ascomycota, Dothideomycetes, Pleosporales, Sporormiaceae. Gene Ontology annotation, molecular function: structural constituent of ribosome. The transcript has 4 exons. Gene Ontology annotation, cellular component: ribosome; cytosolic large ribosomal subunit. Gene Ontology annotation, biological process: cytoplasmic translation.